Messenger RNA from Nelumbo nucifera (sacred lotus), 1403 nucleotides. The record is from RefSeq and is a predicted model, not a curated record. Lineage: Eukaryota; Viridiplantae; Streptophyta; Magnoliopsida; Proteales; Nelumbonaceae.
UGCAGUGACAAAGGUGAAUCUGUAACAAUAUGCCACAUACACAAGAUUAUAAGUAAUAUUCCUUUUAAUAGCUUGGAGAUAGACACCAGAUGAUCCACACCCCAAUGUUAUUAGAGACAACAAAAUUGGCAAUCAGCAAGAUUCCUCAGUCCUCCAAAGACCCUGUAUGGACAAGAUCAGCAUUGGGGUUUCCGAAGAACCACUGCCAGGAAUCAGUCAGAGCCACGGGCUUUAUAUCUUCAUUCAGUUUUGACUCACCGUUCAGGUUCAGCAGUUAUGCUUUCACUUAUAUAUUCGGAAAUGUUAAAAAUGCUACGUAUGUGGGGCCUUUUGGAUUUUGAUGUAGAGAUUUACUUCCCUCAUGAUCUUGAGAGUCUGCCUAGAGGGUACUGUAAACAAAGAAGCAAGGUGUCUGAUGAACCUCAUAUAAUGACAUCGCAGUCCCUUCUGGUGGAGAUCUUGAGGAACCUUAAAGAAGCUUUCUGGCCCUUCCAAUAUGAUCAUUCUAGAAGCCUAUUCUUAAGGGCAGCUCAUGCUGCUAACUGCAUUGGUGGACCAAACACUGUGAAAGAAAGUGGCUUUGACCUUGCAUCUGCUAAGGCUGCUCAACAUAGACUGGAGCGUGGGGUUUGGACUAGCGUACGCUAUGGUGAUAUGCGACGAGCACUGUCUGCCUGUGAACGUCUAAUCCUACUGGAAUAUGAUCCUGAUGAAUUAAGGGAUUACAGCAUUCUUCUUUAUCACUGUGGGUUUUAUGAAGAAUCUCUGCAGUAUCUUAAAUUCUACAAGUCCUCGAGGAGUUCUUCCUUCAAUAAGACAUCUUCCAGUAAAUCCAGUGACCUGGAAGAAAAUGCAGUUGAAAAACUGAUGGUUCGUCUCAACCUCAUUUCCACGGAGGAAGGCUGGACCAGACCCUCGUAUGUUAGAAAUUUCUUGAGUAACAACUCUGAGCCAUGGUAGUAUCUGCUAGGGAAUCAAACUUCUAAUAGAUUCUAAAGUGGAAGCUCUCAAUGCAUCUGAUCCGGUCCAUCAUCCGUGGGGAUGAAACUGGAUUAUGAAAUCCAGAGUCAAAAGAGUAAAUACUGCAUUAGCUUUUUGUACAUUCUCCUAUGAGAGUAGGUGAUGGUCCCAGUAUAACUACGUAUAGUGAAAUGCAAUAUGUUGUAUAUGUAAUUGUAAAUGGCUGUGUAUAUACAUAUUCCUGCACUGUAAGCCUGGCGAUUUGCUGGGAGUUGGGAUGAUUUAUUAGUCUGUAUUCUUGCUGUUGAAGAAUCAGGACAGAAGAUGCAGAAACUUGUAUAUUCUCUUAAGCCUUAUCCCAACUAUAUGGGGUUGGCAACAUGAAUCUUGUUUUGCCAUUCCAUUAUCAAAUUAUGAGUUGCUUAAGUGAUUAAUUACUACAA